AUGCCAAAAGCCAACGGAAAGAGGUUCAACCCUCCGUCCCAUUUUUCCCGCCCGCAGAAAUUCGGAGAUCAAUCAGCCAAGAUAAUCGAUCCUUCCCUCAUCCUUCCUCAGGCUUUGUUGGGCGGUGAAGAAGGUAUUCAACGGUUACAUUGGUGCAAUCCCGACGGCAAUCCCGACGGCGCACCUACCGAAAAGAUAGCGCUUAGAUUAUGGCGAGGCUGGUAUUUCGAUUAUAGAACCGUGGUAGAGAGAGGCAAGAAGUCUAAGAUGCAAAUUAUCAUGGCGUUCGAAGCAGCUAUAGAAGAUCCCAAACUCGCUACUCAACACUACAAAAGAGCGAUCCAGUUUCACGACGAAUACGUCAAGUGCGAACUGAUCAAAACAGUUCGAUUCGUUGAAUCCGCUUUGAACUCCAUCGAGAAUAGUAAAUCACCUGAACCAGUCGUUGACAAGUUACUCAGGAAGAAGGAGAGUGGGACUAUCAUGAGCUUGGAGGAAAGUGUAAGCCAAGGUGAGGCAAUGAAGUUGAAAGGUAAUGCCGCUGGACAUAUUGGGAGACAUGAAAAUGCAAUUCGAUUUUACCUGGAAGCACUGACUUGCAUUUGGCCAUGGACAUCAACUGAUACUUCGAUGACGUUUGACCAAGCUUCAAGUACGGGUUUGGUAAAACUUGAACAAGCAUUACUCGGUAACAUAGCUUCAGUCGCACUGUCUCAUCCAGCUAAAACAGGGUCGAAACGAGCACUAUUAGAUAAUACAGUUAGAGUUAUCUGUGAGCUUCUGUUGGAGAUUAGAUAUAUCACUUUGGGUAAUUUAGCGAAAUCAUUUGAGCGCCUCGCUCGACUCGACGAGAAAGAGUAUGGUGAUCAAGGAAAAGUAGGGGUGAACAGUUUCAUGGCUGAGUUAUUUAGAGACAAAAAAGGGGAUGAUUGGGCUCACAGACAUUGCGUUGAAGGACAUAUGUGCCAUGAGUAA
This is a messenger RNA of Kwoniella shivajii, 975 nucleotides long. RefSeq lists its product as uncharacterized. Lineage: Eukaryota; Fungi; Basidiomycota; Tremellomycetes; Tremellales; Cryptococcaceae. The record is from RefSeq and is a predicted model, not a curated record. Bases 1 to 975 code for a protein of 324 amino acids. The transcript has 5 exons.